GGCCUUCCGACAGCCCUCAUUUCAUCAUCAGGCGAGGCUCUCUUUACCAUGGCCUCGCCGGGCACCUGGGACCGAAAGAGCGGCGGCUCUCAAUCGAGCGUCGUCACCAGCCGCACCAUCCCGACCAUGCAGCGCUCUCGCAGCAGCGGCCAGGAAAAUGCCGCUCUCUUGGCCAACGGAAGCAGUGACGUCGAUAGCCGCGCCGCAGCACGCCGCCUUCGCCGCCAGUACCAGCAGCAACCAAUCGCGCAGCUUGAGCACCAUUAUCACCGCCAACACCAACGGCCGACGCCUUCGCAGCAGGUGCAUCACAACUCGCGCGGUUUUUUCGACGGCCCGCCGCGCCUCGUUUCGUCGCAUACGUCGUCGUCUGCGGCCGCGGCGUCAGCUUCGCUACGCUCGUCGACGUCCAGAUUGCCAUCCAAGAUGGAGCUCCGACGCAGCGAAGGGAGCGGUAACAAGGCCGCUCUUAGUCGUAGUCAUGGAGCGCUGGGAGCCCCGGUGUUCCGCAGCAGCCGGACAGCCAAAGUGAGUGCGAAUGCAAGCGCCGGUGGCUUCUCGCCUGGUUCUAGUGGACACAGCAUCCAUAGUGAGAGCAACAACAGUAGUGGAGGAGGGCAGAGUACGCCGUACGAGCAGUGGAGACGACUGAGAAGGGCACGUACUGCCAGUGGAAACAGUUGUGCCAGUACCAGCAGCACCAGCAGCUUCGCGUCGUACGUGGUGAAUCCCAAGACGGGUCGACAUGAUUUCGGACUGGGUAGUGACGAUGAAUUAGAGGAGGAAGAGGAGGAAGACUUGGACAGUGUCAUGGAUGUAGAAGAGGAAGACAGACAGGAAGGACUACCGUCUGUACUGCAGCAUAUCAUCGCGCCGGCGCUGCCUCCGCCACCGUAUCCCGUCGACCCGUAUCACUUUUACAGCAAGUCCAAACAGACAAACACUGGAGCUGGAACUGCUGCUGCAGAGGUGACAUCGACUCUAGCGGCGCUGUUUGCAGACUGCGGCAUUGAAGCCAUCUUCCAUCCACUCAAGUGCAAGUUCAAGUGCCUCAAGUAUGUGCACUACAGCCACGUCGAGUUUGUAGUGCGAGUGUAUGCACAUCAACGCACGCUACUUGUAGAAUUCCAGAGACGCAGCGGAAGUGUCCUGCUGUGGGACGGACUAUAUCGUAUUCUUCACCAGAAACUGUCGCCUAUUAUCGACGCCACUGCCUUGCCGUGCUCGCAAAGUAGCGGCCAAAAACGCGUUGCGAGGGAUAAUUCUUCAGCUUCAGGUGAUCAUGUCCACGGAUCAAACCAGCACAAUCAUGCCCAUUCUUCGGAUCGUGAUGGUUUUGGGUCGCAGAUUUGGCGAACGUUGUCACUCAAAAAGCCGACGCCCAGCUCCGGCGUCGAGGCGAUGAAAAUCAUGCUUACGUCUCGGUAUCUUGAUGCAAUGCGUGAAGGCUGUGCUGGUCUUGCAGAGCUCACAGAGGACGUUCAGAACUCCUGUCUGGUUGCCCAUGCUGACCUGGUGACGCCAUUGAUUCAAGCCGCUGAAGCUACAGACCUCAGUAUGUCACGAUGUGCCGUCGGAGCGCUGGCUAACAUCGCUCGCGCCGUCCCGCGGUUCCCAGAUACUGAAUUAUCUUUGGCUCGUCGGACAGCACAGCAGCUUCGAAUCCAAGCCACGCCCGUGAUAUUGGCACAGCUUGAGGAUGCAAGUGAACGCUCACUGUUUUCGAUUGAGCUACUCCGGGAAUGUGCCCGAGCACUAGGCGCGUUUUCCAGACUGGUGUCGGAAGUUGACCCGCGGUCUGUUGCGGCCUUCAGUGUAAACGAUGAACGCAGUGUACGCGUCCUUCGUCUUCACGCGAAACACCGUGAUGCCCAGCUUGCAUCUCAUUGCCGUGCUGCGUUGGAACAGUUGUGUCUGAGCGUGUAGUAACUGUGUAGCAUAGCUAACGAGUAACGAACGAUGUUGUCUUUUAUCCGUAAAACUGCAGCCUGAUGGAUGUACA
This is a messenger RNA of Phytophthora nicotianae INRA-310, 2002 nucleotides long. RefSeq lists its product as hypothetical. The record is from RefSeq and is a predicted model, not a curated record. The transcript has a single exon. Lineage: Eukaryota; Oomycota; Peronosporomycetes; Peronosporales; Peronosporaceae. Bases 49 to 1926 code for a protein of 625 amino acids.